Molecule: messenger RNA, 2721 nt
Organism: Candidula unifasciata
Lineage: Eukaryota; Metazoa; Mollusca; Gastropoda; Stylommatophora; Geomitridae
Source: the annotation of a GenBank genome assembly
AUGGAGAAAGGUGAGAAGGUUAGUGUUGUUUCCGAAAGAAAAAGCACGGCUAAACUUGAUGAGUUACUAGAGAUUGAGAAAUCGAUGCAGGCAAGAUGGCAGCAGGAACGAAUUUUUGAACCAGACGCACCAGUUCCAGGGUCAGAAGAGGAAAAACAGGAGAAGUACUUGGUGACAUUUCCGUUCCCCUAUAUGAAUGGUCGAGCACAUCUGGGUCACACAUUCAGUUUGUCUAAAUGUGAGUUUGCAGUUGGCUUCCAGCGCAUGCUGGGUAAAAGAUGUUUGUUCCCUUUUGGCAUGCACUGUACAGGGAUGCCUAUCAAGGCGUGUGCAGACAAGCUGCAGAGGGAGAUGGAGGACUUUGGGUACCCUCCACAGUUUCCUCAAGAAGAAGCCAAGGUGGAACCACAGCCGAAGGAGAGUGAGAUUGGAAAAGACAAGUCCAAGUCAAAAAAGACUAAGGUUGCUGCCAAGACUGGAGGCCUGAAGUACCAGUGGCAGAUCAUGGCGUCCAUGGGACUGACUGACGACGAGAUCAAGAAGUUUGCUGACCCCAUGUACUGGCUGGGCUACUUCCCACCACACUGGAUGUCUGACCUCAAGCGAAUGGGAGCUAAAGUUGAUUGGCGUAGAAGUUUCAUCACUACUGAUGCCAACCCGUACUUUGAUUCCUUUGUGAGAUGGAACUUUCUCCGAUUUAAAGAGAGAAACAAAGUCAAGUUUGGCAAAAGGUACACCAUUUUCUCACCGAAGGACAACCAGCCUUGUAUGGAUCAUGACAGAAGUUCAGGAGAGGGUGUCGGUCCACAAGAGUACACAUUAAUUAAGAUGAAAGUGAAGGAGCCAUACCCGCCCAAGUUGCAAUCUCUGAAGGGCAGACCUGUGUAUCUUGUGGCAGCCACGCUGCGACCAGAGACCAUGUUUGCACAGACCAACAGCUGGGUGAGGCCCGACAUGAAAUAUGUGGCAUUCCUCACCAAGAGCAGCGAUGUGUUUAUUUCCACGGCUCGGGCGGCCCGCAACAUGUGCUACCAGGGUAUGACCCCAGACAACGGCAAGUUUGAAGUGCUGGUUGACCUUGUUGGACAGGAUAUCAUGGGGAUUCCCCUGGAAGCUCCUUUGACGUCAUACAAGACCAUCUUUACUUUGCCCAUGUUGACCAUCAAAGAAGAUAAAGGGACGGGUGUGGUGACCAGCGUACCAUCUGAUGCACCUGAUGAUUAUGCUGCUCUGCGGGAUCUGAAAAAUAAGCCACAACUGAGAGAAAAAUAUGGAAUCAAGGAUGAAAUGGUGCUACCAUUUGACCCAAUCCCCAUCAUAGAAGUGCCAGGAUACGGGAACUUGUGUGCCAUAGCAGCCUGUGAUAAAUACAAGGUCGUCAGCCAGAAUGAUCGGGAGAAGUUGACCGAGGCCAAGGAGGACACAUACAAGAAAGCCUUUUAUGAGGGAGUGAUGAUUGUGAAAGGAUUUGAGGGCCAGAAGGUUCAAGAUGUGAAGAAAGUGAUCCAGAACCAGUUGAUUGAGAGCAACGAUGCAGUUGUGUACAAAGAGCCGGAGAAGCUGGUCAUGUCUCGGUCUGGAGAUGAGUGUGUGGUUGCCCUCUGUGACCAAUGGUUUCUGGAUUAUGGUGAGCCAAACUGGCGUGCGGAAGCAGAGAAGUGUCUGGCAUCAAUGAACACAUUUUCGGAAGAUGUGAGACAUAACUUCUUGUCCACCCUCGACUGGUUACAUGAGCAUGCUUGUUCUCGCAGCUAUGGCCUAGGAACAAAGAUGCCUUGGGAUCCCCAGUACCUGAUCGAGAGCUUGUCUGACUCCACAAUCUACAUGGCCUACUACACGGUCAACCAUCUUCUGCAGGGCAGAUGGGACGGGAGCCUGGCAGGAUCUGCAAAUAUCAGACCAGAGCAACUGACGCCAGAAGUCUGGGAUUACAUCUUCUACAAGUUGAAGCCAUAUCCUGGCAGUUGCGGUAUCCCCAAGGCCAUAUUGGACAAACUGCGGCACGAGUUUGAGUACUGGUACCCUGUGGAUGUUCGCAUGUCAGGCAAGGAUCUGAUCCCUAACCACCUGACCUAUUUCAUAUAUUGCCACACUGCCAUGUGGCCAGAUGACAGCAGUAAAUGGCCGAGAGGAGUGCGUGCUAACGGACAUCUGCUGAUCAACUCAGAGAAGAUGUCAAAAUCAACAGGAAACUUCUGCACGUUGGAGGAGGCUAUCAAUAAAUUUUCUGCUGAUGGAAUGCGGCUGUCACUUGCCGAUGCGGGUGACCACAUCGAGGAUGCCAAUUUUGUGGAGAAGAUGGCAGAAGCUGGACUGUUGAGACUGUACUCCCUGCUGGAGUGGGUUCGAGAAAUGAUUGCUAGCAAAGACACGCUGAGGGCCGGUCCUGAAAACUCUUACACCUUUAAUGACAGAGUCUUUGUCAGUGAGAUGAAUAAAUCCAUCGCAGAGACAAAAAGCAACUAUCAGGAGUACUUGUUUCGGGCAGCAUUGAGGACUGGCUUCUUUGAGUUCCAGGCCAAGCGAGACAGAUACAGGGAAGUGGAAACCAACGGCAUGCACAGGGAUUUGGUUUUCAGGUUCAUUGAGACCCAGGCUUUGCUGCUGGCCCCAAUCUGCCCACAUCUGACAGAGUAUAUCUGGGAGCUGUUGGGAAAGUGGACGAACAACCAGAACUUUCCGCCGAGUUUACAGCCGGUGAACGAGAAGAAGAAGAAUUUU